AUGUCUAGUAACAGAUCUGCUUUGAAAGACGUUGUCACCCGUGAAUACACCGUUAACUUACACAAAAGAAGAGCUCCAACCGCUGUCAAAGAAAUUAAAAAAUUCGCUCAAAAACAAUUAGGUACCAAAGAAGUCAGAUUAGACCCAAGAUUAAACCAAGAAAUCUGGAAAAGAGGUAUCAAAGGUGUUCCAUUCAGAUUACGUGUUAGAAUCUCAAGAAAACGUAAUGAAGAAGAAGAUGCUGAAGAAAAAUUAUUUUCAUAUGUUGAACCAGUUAUCGUUGCUUCUGCUAAAGGUUUACAAACCGUUGUUGUUGAAGAAGAUGAAGCUUAA
Molecule: messenger RNA, 333 nt
Organism: Hansenula ciferrii
Lineage: Eukaryota; Fungi; Ascomycota; Saccharomycetes; Phaffomycetales; Wickerhamomycetaceae
Gene: RPL31B
Product: 60S ribosomal protein eL31
Exons: 2
Coding region: 1-333 (110 amino acids)
Biological process (GO): cytoplasmic translation
Cellular component (GO): ribosome; cytosolic large ribosomal subunit
Molecular function (GO): structural constituent of ribosome
Source: RefSeq, a predicted model, not a curated record